This is a messenger RNA of Etheostoma cragini (Arkansas darter), 3743 nucleotides long. RefSeq names its product abhydrolase domain containing 8a (gene abhd8a). The coding region runs from base 311 to 1726 and encodes 471 amino acids. Gene Ontology annotation, molecular function: catalytic activity. The record is from RefSeq and is a predicted model, not a curated record. NCBI's taxonomy places the organism in Eukaryota, Metazoa, Chordata, Actinopteri, Perciformes, Percidae. The transcript has 5 exons.
AGGGCUGCGCAGUGGAUGCUGAGGGAGAGAGGGAAAAAACAGUGUUGGUUAUCGUUUUGGGUAUUUUACUGAUAUGCUGUGGCCACACUUUUAUAGAUGCAUGCUUCCUCGUCACUUCAAGCCCCUCCAGUGUGCUGUGGUAGCAGACUGAUGGGACCAAUAAGAAGCUUUGACUAUUCUGCAGCAUCUCGAGCGUAGACAAACUGUUGUACCAAAUGCAACGUAUUCUCUGUUCCGUUUCGUCGGCCCUCAUCUUUUGGUGCAGAUAUAUAUUCACCCCUAAUCGCCACUAAUUCUGCAGGAAAGCACCAUGCUGACCAGUAUCACUGAAGGGAUACUAUGCUGCCUGACUGGGAACGCCGCCAGUCUAGUCUUGCCCCUGGAGUCAUCAGAACCCUCUGAUGGUUUUGAAUUUGUGGAGGUGAAACCUGGGAGAGUCCUGCGAGUGCGGCACAUUAUCCCUGAGCGUCAGCCCGUAGUAACAGAACAGCACGUUGCAUGCAAGGAGAAGACGGAUGGAGAUGAGGAUGACGAUGUGGACGGCUCUCCUGAGGAUUACAGCGAGAGCAACACCGGCAGCAGUGUCCACUGCAAGAGGAAGAUCACAGUCUACCGCAACGGCCAGCUGGUGAUUGAGAAUCUGGGGGAUGUUCUGCACUCUGAGAUCUUGCAGUGUCAGGAUGGGGACCUGGAGCCUUGCAGCACUGUAGAGGUGGAGCUGGCUGACUACAAAGAAAUGCCCUCUUCUCCAGACCCCAAUCCUGUGCCUCCUCCAGUUCUUUCACCUCAUGGGGAACAGAAACCUGCUCCACCACCUCGCCGCCGCCGUCGCAAGCCCAAGCGCACGGUGCAAAUCGACUCAAAGAGGGUGAUCUCUAGCUGCAAAGGGACACACUCGGACGUAGCGCUGUUCUUCGUGCAUGGUGUGGGAGGUUCUCUGGACAUUUGGGGCAGCCAACUUGACUUCUUCUCUCGGCUGGGCUACGAGGUCAUUGCACCCGACCUGGCGGGACAUGGAGCCAGUAUUGCCCCACAGAUUGCGGCAGCGUAUACUUUUUAUGCCCUUGCAGAGGACCUUCGUGCCAUCUUUAAGCGAUAUGCUCGUAAACGCAACAUACUCAUCGGCCACUCAUAUGGAGUGUCAUUUUGCACCUUCCUGGCCCAUGAAUAUCCUGAUCUGGUUCAUAAGGUGGUGAUGAUCAAUGGAGGGGGUCCCACAGCUCUGGAGCCCAGCCUAUGCUCCAUCUUCCAGCUGCCAUCUUGUGUCCUGCACUGUCUGUCACCCUGUCUGGCCUGGAGCUUCCUCAAAGCCGGAUUUGCCCAUCAGGGUGCCAAAGAAAAGCAGCUGUUGAAGCAUGGCAAUGCCUUCAACGUGUCUCCGUUUGUCCUGCGAGCCAUGAUGAGUGGCCAGUACUGGCCAGAGGGGGAUGAGGUCUACCAUGCCGAGCUCACUGUGCCCAUCCUUCUGGUUCAUGGCAUGUGUGACAAGUUUGUGCCAAUGGAUGAGGACCAGCGCAUGGCAGAGAUCCUCUUGUUUGCGUUCCUAAAAGUCAUUGAGGAGGGAAGUCACAUGGUCAUGAUGGAGUGCCCUGACACCGUCAACACCCUCCUCCACGAGUUCUUUCUAUGGGAACCUGACAUGUCUAGAAAAGACAGCAGCAAGACAGACACAGCUCCCAGUGAUACUCUCCACACACUGAAGAUCAAUAAGUCUAUGGACAAAUAACCAACGAGAAGUCUAGUUUUAUUAGGGACCCAAGCAGAAGGCCUUUUGUGGCAUGCGUUCUAAAGGCUGCUCCCAGGCUGAGAGCUGUUAAAAACAGGGCCACGUCUUGAAGAUGCAGACGGCCACUGGUGCACCAAAAUAAAGCAGGACCAGAGAACAAUGGAAAGAACGUAAAGAUGAGAGUAAUGAAUGCAAAUACACAGUCAGUUUCAGCUUUGCUUUUUGAUACCAGUUUGUGUCCCAUUGCAUUGUGUUUGCAAAACAACACAAUACCUGGAGGACUACGUCCAUUCGUGAAUUGUGUAUGAAAUGUAUCCGGCGAUGAACUGACUACUACAAGACGCAAAAAGUAUGAAAUCUAUGAAAUGGUGUGUGAUUUCCCUCACCUUAAAUAUUCUGUCAAGUACUGCAGAGCUUUUUUUUCUGCCGUUAUAAAAUGGUUAUUAAAUUAUUGUUGGGCACUUCCUACAUCUGCUUUAAGUGGGAAACUGUCAAAAUGAUAUGUAGGGAAUUGAGGACUCAUUGGUCUGAAUUGCCAGGAUGAUGAUGAAGGACAGCUUAUGAUAAAACUGUGUUGAUAAUAAUAGUUUAUUAUCAAACACUGACUGGAUAGUAGUUGGGCAUGGGUUAAAUACAUUAAAUAUAUACCAAUGUACGUGCAAAAUGUAAUUAAUAAUUGCACCAAAUGCAUAUGUGAAUUACAUUCUGACAGAAGGAGAAACACAACAAUUCGUUGUUGACUUAGUAACCACGUCCAUACAAUGUGCCGUGUACACCAUCUCAAACAAUCACAGCUAUUGUCAAUCAAAAUGGCUCAUCAAAUUCCAAAUUACAACAAUAUACAGUACUUAACACAGGAACUCUAAAACAAAACAUAAAUCCCAAAGGCUAUGUGCGUCUAUGUUAAGCACAAUGUAACCAAAUCAUCAAUUCAUAGUUGCAUGAAAAUUAAGUAAUAUUCAAUGAGAGAGUUAUGGGAACUAGUAGCGAAACAGAUGUUAACAAACAUGGAUGCCAAAAAAACUCUCCUGCUUCAUUCUAGCAGCUAUAUAUCUGCUAUAGUAAAUGAAAUGCUAAGGAUACAAAAAACCGAGGCCUUGCAGAAUUUUAAAAGGUAUGAGGGUUGUGUCGGACAGUUGCAAUAUAUUUUGAAGAUUGAAUUAAAUUCCCUGUGCACUUCUCUCUAAUCAAUUUCAUUUUAAUAAUAAAGUAUUGUUAUUUUUUAUUUUGAAACAAACUGCCAUAACAAAUUGUGGUUGUAUUGACCACUUUAAGCUGCUGGGUGUCUUCCCUAAAUCCAUUCUAUUUAUCUUAUAGUGUUAAACAGAAUGAAUGAGCUGAACAUUAUGCUCUCUGAAAGAAAUUCAUUCAUGGGUGCUGCUUCGUCUCAUGGUGUGACAGUAAGGUGCGAGUAAAAGCACAGUCUGAUAAUAUGCUCCCUUACAGUGUGUAUAUGUUGACUGGAUAGUUUAGACUGUUUUGAAAGGCACAUUGUGUAUUUUGGUGGAUUUUAGACUGGGUUUCCAAAGCUUAAAAUCAAAUAUGGUUCAGCUAAAGGAGAAACCCCCCUUAGAAGAGAGACAUUUGACCUGAACAUGCUGGUCUGUUAUGCAUUAUGUAUAUGCAUUUUGACAGGAUGCUGAUGCAACAUGACUGGUCUUAUGCAACUGGAACGACAUAGUGUGAAAUGGCAAUGACAUCCAAAAAAUAUACAGUAUAUUCUCUAUGGACUUUCCAAAAACCAAAAAGUGCUGCUGAAUAUGUCUCCUUCGGUGUGAAAGGUCAGUGAAACUGUACGAACUACCUGGUGCACAUGUACUUCCUCUUAUGCUAAAAGUGUGCAUAUACAAAAUGUCAGUAACAAAAUGUGUUAAUGUUAUUAUUGCAUUUAUUCGUGGGAAUCAUAAUAUAUGCACUGCCUGGAUGUAGAUGCAUAUAACAUUAUAUAGCCUAUCAAAACAGUCGGAUUCAGUGUAUUAAUGUGCCUUUCCUGGCAUAAAUAAAACCAAUGUUCACA